Molecule: messenger RNA, 2605 nt
Organism: Zonotrichia leucophrys gambelii
Lineage: Eukaryota; Metazoa; Chordata; Aves; Passeriformes; Passerellidae
Gene: SNAPC3
Product: small nuclear RNA activating complex polypeptide 3
Exons: 9
Coding region: 11-1156 (381 amino acids)
Biological process (GO): snRNA transcription by RNA polymerase III; snRNA transcription by RNA polymerase II
Cellular component (GO): snRNA-activating protein complex
Molecular function (GO): bent DNA binding; RNA polymerase III type 3 promoter sequence-specific DNA binding; RNA polymerase II cis-regulatory region sequence-specific DNA binding
Source: RefSeq, a predicted model, not a curated record
CCCGGCGGCCAUGGCGGCAAUGGCGGCCGUGGUGCCCGAUUACGAGUUGGCCGAGCUGUACACGCGCGCGUUCCGCGUGGGCGCCCUGGGCCUCGGCUGGCGGCGGCUGCUGGGGCCGCCCGACCUCUCGCUGGCGGCGGAGGCGGAAGAGGAGGAGGAGGAGGAGGACGCGGCCGUGGCGGCGGCUCUGGGCUGCGCGCCGGGCACGGCGGCCGAGGUGCGCGCCGUCUGCAGCAUUGAUAUGUUAAUGUCUUCUGAGAAAGAAGAGGACCCAGAUGUUAUUCCUGAAGAUAGCAGUCUGCUCACUCUUCGAAUUCGGAAGAAGGCCUUAGAGAGGAGAGAAGAAACAAUUAUUGUGGAUCGGGCUUGCAGACAAGAAACUCUUACUUAUGAGAUGGAGUCACAUGCAACUGGAAAGAGGCCAGAUGAUCCAACAGAUCUAAUUGAGGAGGGAGAACUACUUUUAACUCUGAACAUCUUUUAUCCUCUUAUAUUUCAGAAGCAUAAAGAUCACAAACCGUUCCAAACAGUCCUUGUAUUGGGCAGCCAGAAGCUCACUGAACUGAGAGACUCGAUUUCCUGUGUCAGUGACCUCCAGAUAGGUGGUGAGUUCAGCAGUCAGCCAGAUCAAGCACCAGAGCACAUCAGCAAGGAUCUCUACAAAUCUGCCUUCUUCUAUUUUGAAGGCAUCUUUUAUAAUGAUAAAAGAUACCCGGAGUGCAGAGAUCUGAGCAGAACAAUUAUAGAGUGGUCAGAAUCUCAUGAUAGAGGCUAUGAAAAUCUUCAGUCUGCCAAGAUGGAGGACUAUGCAUUUAAUGAUUUAUCCCUCAAAAUUGGCUUUCCAUACCUUUACUGUCACCAAGGGAACUGUGAACACAUCAUUAUAAUCACAGAUAUAAGGCUUAUUCAUCAUGAUGACUGUCUGGAUAGGAAUCUGUAUCCCUUGCUGGUCAAGAAACAUUGGCUAUGUACCAGAAAAUGUUUUGUGUGCAAGAUGUAUACAGCAAGGUGGGUAACCAACAGAGACAGUCUGGCACCAGAGGAUCCUUGUUUCUUCUGUGAUGUUUGUUUUCGGAUGCUCCAUUAUGAUGCAGAAGGCAAUAAACUGGGAGAGUUUCUUGCAUAUCCUUAUGUUGAUCCUGGGAUUUUCAACUGAAAAUGACAUGUGCCAGGAUUAAUUCAGUGAAUGACAUUGUUGAAUGUGUUGCUCUGGCUGUUAAAACCACUGAACAGCUUGGGGUUUGAGCAUACUGCUGGGUUUCAUGUUAGGUAUGUAAUCCUCUCCUGUGAGCAGGAAGGAGCCCUUUGCACUUGAAGACUAUCUGGUGUUUUUUUCUGAGUAAGUAAGUAUGAUUUUUACAGAUAAGUUGCAUGCAAAAAUGUAAUACACUUUUACAACAUUCCAGUAGUUUGGCUGCUAUGGACUAAAAAUAUGGAUGUUUGAGAAUACCUGGCAAAAGAAACCAUGGGUUUAAGAAGCUCUGCGUAUCCAAGGCUUUGUAAACCUCUGUGGAUGAGAACAUGGUCUGUAUAUAUCUUACCUUGAAAACUCUGGCAGUUGCCAUAUUUGAACAAGGAUGGGUGGCACUGAAUUUGUAGGGAGGAGAAUGCUUUCUGAGAGAGAAGCUCAGAAUGGUGGUUAAACUCUUGGGUCUUUCCUACAAAUGAAAGCUUACAUCUGAAGGCCUUUGCUGUCCCUGGUUUCUGACUCUGAGGACUGAUUCUGUAGAGAAGAAACUGCAUUUCACCAUUACUGAAUUGUAGCCUGCUUUUUAAAUAAUUUUGCCAGCUGUUUACAGUGUAUGCAGUGUUCAUUGUGCACCUUUUUAUUUAGUAUCAUUCUUUUAUUGUUAUGUAAUGUUUUUUUUAAUUAAAAUGUGGCAAAUUUGUAGUUCCUACUAGUCUCUUGUUAAACUGAAACUUUGUCAAGACAGGAUAUUCCUGUUUUUAAAGUCUUCUUUAAAUUAAGAGUAUGUUAGUGGCAAUCUUUGUUUUAGGAAAGUUAGAGCUAACUGCUUUUCUUUUGAAAAGUUCAGCUAAUUCUGGUUGGGGGAAGACAGCCUGCUCUGACAAUCCACAUACAGAAAAGUGACAAACUGAAUCCUGUUGAAGUCCUGUAGCUGCAGAUUCUGCCAGUGCUGAUGUGAUUAUCUUAGAUGUCUUGAAACACAGAUAUCUGAAGCACUUGCGGGACUCCAUUGAUCACUCCCAUAUCUUACUGCUUUCUAGUGGUGUAUUAAGUAAUUUGAAUGUAAAUCCAUGCUUUUUUUAGGAGAAAAAAAAAAAAAGUUUCUUUUUUUCCCUGUCUUGUAAACCCGCCAGCUGUUGGCCUGUGUAUUUCAAUGAACCAACCACUUGUAAAAGGUGGUGAUAGUUCUCUUAUCCUUCAGGAAUCUGCAGAAAAUGGAAUGCCCUGCCCAUGACAACUGUGACAAAUCCAGCUGCUGGGGCUGGGCUGCUUUGGGGUGCUGCAGCAGCUGCUUUAAACAUCCUCUACUAUACAGCUCUGGUUGCAACUUCAGCAUUUGCCUCACAAGUUGCUACUCCUCAUCUUUCCCCUAUCUCCUCCUCUUUCAUAAAUACAUAGAAUAAAUACAUAAAUACA